Messenger RNA from Giardia duodenalis, 966 nucleotides. RefSeq lists its product as uncharacterized. NCBI's taxonomy places the organism in Eukaryota, Fornicata, Diplomonadida, Hexamitidae. The record is from RefSeq and is a predicted model, not a curated record. The coding region runs from base 1 to 966 and encodes 321 amino acids. The transcript has a single exon.
AUGGACGUGGUUAAACCUGACUUCGACUUCUCCAACAAGGUGCGCCUCUACGAGCGCGCAGAGAUGAUACGUAUUGAUGAGCUCAUCGACAACUUCGAGUGGAUCCAGAAGCUCUCUGUACACUUGAGAGUCAUCGGCCAAGGGUUUGCCAAGAACCUGCAGAAGGCCCUCCUGAAGUCGCGCAACCCACCAAGCCCGGAUCUCUUACCUUUUGAGUGUGCUCCCUAUGUUAAGAGUCUCGAGGACUUCAUCUCAGCGGUCAACACGCUCAAUACUGGCUUGGUUUCUACGGUAGCCAACCUCGCUCAGAGCUUUCAGGAGCGUGUUGUUAAGCCAUUUCGUACUGUGAGUGGGUGCAUGACAAAGCUUGACAAGGAACGACAAGGAAUCCUUUUGAAGAAGCGCCAGUACGAUGAUUUGGACUUUGAUAUCUUGAAUAUGAAACUAGGCUCUAGCGGAAACAAGAUGGUUAAAGCAAUAUCGCAAACAACAGCUAAAAUGCAGAAGUUGAAGCGCUCUUGGGAGGUGGACGAGACAGCAUACAAGGAACAUAUGGCUAAUCAGCACGCGAGCCUCGAGAAGAUCGACUGGACUACAAUGAGCCUCAUUGCCGAGUUAACCAGUUGCAUGGGUGACUACUUCAUCAAGCUCAACGCAGAGGUAAGCAGCCUUUCUGCUGCGCUUGAUCAACGUGCCAAGUCUGACAAGUCAGUAUCCAUUAUGGAGGCAUUUGCAGCGUAUGUGGCCUCUCUUCCGGAUCCUCUAAUGCAGGCUGAAGGAGGCCUUGAAUCCCCCAGAUCCCCUGAAAAUUCAUGUCCAGUCACGACUAGCCAUCCUCCCCAGGUCGAUGCAGAUAAGCCCCAGAUACCUAGGGAGCAAUUGGAAGAUGUUAGUAACCAGUCUCAGAUCGAGUCAGCUAAUGAGCAACCAGCAGAUAGUGCUCUUCCAGUUGAUCAGGAGGCCUAA